AUGCUCGCCGUGCGGCACGCUCCCAGGAUGGGUUCGACGCAGCCUGAAUCCGAUCCCUUGCUCAUGUUUGGGUACUCAACGCAGCCAGACAUCUUCGAUGCCGCCCCAGACCCGGCUCCCGGAGCGCCGCUCCUAACAGAGACGGAUAGCAAGUUCCUCAGCUCCUUCUUCGAGGACAUGACGUCGAAUCAAUACAAUAUGCCUUCGUUUGGCGAGGGCCUCAACUUUAGCGAUGCCUGGCUAGACCUUCCCCCUCAGUUUAUGGGCUCUUCCACCUCCCUCGGUCCCCAGGAGACAUCGGCCGAUUUUGGUUUCUCCAGUGACCACCAGAACGAGCUGUCGCGAAUAUUGUCGGCCGACUCAAGCAUGAUGCCUCCCCCUCCCCCUCCUGCUCCUUCACAUACACAAACCUUUUCUCAGCAGCACUCGGACGACGUCCUGAACGCCGCCGCGACCCUGCUUCAGAAUGGCAACCGCGCCGGUACACCCAAGAGCGGCAGCAGCCCCGGCAACAGUAGCAAUUCCGGCAGUACCGCCAACCGGCCUUUGGUCUACCCAGUUGGCCACCUCAGACACCAGCCGAUGGAGGAGUUCACGGAAGAAAACCAGAGAGUGGCCAGGAGGAGUAGCCAGGGAAACGAACUUGAUCACACAUUCACUCGCUGGAUGUGGGGGUCAAAAGAAAAGACAGCCGUCCCGAAACCUGUCUUGGGCGACUUCCAAUGGGGUUCAGACGCAAGCUUCUCUGAUGUCCAGGGGUACGUACCAGAGCCAAGGAAGGAGUCCGUGGAGUCGAUGCAUCAAACCCAGAUGAAGUGUCUCGAGUGCUUGGAAGUCAAUCAGAGCGCGGCUAACACCCGCCCCGGCAGUCCCGCCAAUGGCCAAGCCGCAAGCAGCAACGGUGACGGACCUGUCUACAUCAAGAGAGAGGAAGACCCCAACGCGCCGCCAAGGAAGAGGCGGAAGAGCAAAAAUGUCCGGGGCACCGCCGUCGAUGAGGAUGACGACGACGACGACGACGAUACCUCGUCCAAGUCGGGCCGGAAGCGAAAGACCAAGUCUGAACGGUCAGCGAGCGGAUCAGAACCCCCCUCAGACACCACUGCCGGCAGCAGACGCCGCAAGUCGGGCGUCAACGGGUCAAAGCCCCCUCGUGAAAAUCUCUCCGAGGAACAGAAGCGCGAGAACCACAUCCGCAGUGAACAAAAACGACGAACUCUCAUCAAGGAAGGUUUCGACGACCUGGGCGAACUGGUACCCGGGCUAAAGGGGGGCGGCUUCAGCAAGAGCACGACCCUAGCCAUGGCUGCCGAGUGGUUGGACGAGCUGCUCCGAGGAAACAAGGCCCUCGCCAUGCAAGUCUCUGCCCUCGAGCAACGAUAA
Messenger RNA from Metarhizium acridum CQMa 102, 1383 nucleotides. The record is from RefSeq and is a predicted model, not a curated record. NCBI's taxonomy places the organism in Eukaryota, Fungi, Ascomycota, Sordariomycetes, Hypocreales, Clavicipitaceae.